CAAACAGGUUGUUGAACUGAUGAUGCAAUGUGUCAGUCCAUCCGUGCGGCAUUGAUGGGUGUGUUCCAUCCAACACGUCCCCACGUGCAGAUAGACCAUAUACAGUACACUCUCUAGACACGCUGACUGUCUCACGCACUGCCCCUUGCCAGGGCGUCCAUGUAUCCAUAUGAAUGCAUGCACUGUGCCGGCUCAGCGUGCAUCGAGCACCACCCUCUCAUAUGCACCCCGGUACCUCCGCACAUCCACACCCGCCCGUUUUCUCAGCAUGCCCAUGUUUCCAACCACCUCCACCACUUCAUACGCAUCCUUCAGGUCAUUUUUGAUGAACGAUAUGUACCGCCCGAUGUCGUGCAGCAUCACGGUGCUCUGCAGGGGGGAUGUGUGUUUGAGGGCCUGGAUGAGACAGGCCAGGUGGAAGCGGCCGUCGAUGAGCACGCCGUCGUAUGUCUGGGGGCCCUGAUGGCGCUCACGCAGAAGGUCCAUCACCUGCAGACACCGACACGACACAAAGAACAUUUAUUGGAGUGGGGGAAAGAGGCCAGGUUGCGUCUGUGUCUCUGUGUGUGGGCUCAUCCCACCUCUACGUAAGGCUUUUUGAAUGCCUGACAUCUUUGUCUGACGGCCUCUGUCUGCUCCUCAGGUCCGUGGCUCAU
Molecule: messenger RNA, 656 nt
Organism: Vitrella brassicaformis
Lineage: Eukaryota; Vitrellaceae
Source: the annotation of a GenBank genome assembly